This is a messenger RNA of Pestalotiopsis fici W106-1, 1041 nucleotides long. RefSeq lists its product as uncharacterized. The coding region runs from base 1 to 1041 and encodes 346 amino acids. The transcript has 2 exons. NCBI's taxonomy places the organism in Eukaryota, Fungi, Ascomycota, Sordariomycetes, Amphisphaeriales, Sporocadaceae. The record is from RefSeq and is a predicted model, not a curated record. Gene Ontology annotation, biological process: mRNA processing. Gene Ontology annotation, cellular component: mitochondrion.
AUGCUGCCCUCAUCUGUGCGCCGGGUCGUGGUCGCCACGCCGCCGGCCUCGAUCCUCUCCAACUUUGCGCCCACGGCUGCCCGCGCAACUGCCGCCUCGGCCAUCUCCCUGCCAUACAACCCCAGAAACCAGCAAAGGCGGCGGUACUCGUCCUCGAAACCUUCAAGUCCAAAUGAUUCGCCAAAGGGACUGCCGGCCGGCCAGAUGACGGCUUCGCCUGCUCAGUCAAAGUCCGCCGAGAAGCCUGCUGGCGAGAAGCGCAAGCGCAAGGCCAAGGAUAACAAUGCGACUGGUGUCGAGAAGCUCCCCAGUGUUCCCAGCACACACCAUGUGCCGCAGGAAGCUGUCGCAUUGUCCUCCUUCUUCUCCCUGCACAGGCCCAUGUCCGUGACCCAGGGCUUCCCCAAGACCGUCAGCGACGAGACCUUUGCCCAGAUUUUCGCUCCCCGAAGCAAGAACAGCAAAUACAACGAUGUCAUGUCGACGCUUUCCAGGACCGUAGAUGACCUCGAACAGCCCAUGCACGGUCUCUCCAUCGCCCCCCAGCACGAUGCUGCAGGCAUGGAUCACGCUCACGAUAACAUGCACAAGAUUGAAGUCAGGCAAGCGGAUGGUUCCGAGGGCAGCAUUCACAUCCAGCUGAACGCCAUGUCUGGACAGUUCCUGCCUUUCCGCCCACCUCCUCUGCCCCAACCCGUAUCGAACACAGCUGCCGAGGCCGGAGCUGAAGACGCCGUGGACGCUCAACCUCAGACCCGCGUCUACAAGGCUAUUUUUACCCUAGAGGAGACCACCGAGCCCAACGGCGAGGUCCGGAUCAUGGCUCACAGCCCAACACUGGUCGAGGAGAACACGGCACCACGGUCUUUCCUUGAGCGCAUGGCUCUGCGUCAGCUUCGCCGGGAACAGGUCCGUGGACAGGCCAACGAGAUGCACGCCAUCAGCGUCAAGAGGCAAAGGAAGCUCAAGAUGAAGAAGAAGAAGUACAAGAAGUUGAUGAAGCGCACUCGUACCGAGCGUCGCAAGCUGGACAGAGUCUAA